AUGGUCGAACUUCACAGACAAGGAUCAACUGUUCCAGUUUCAUGCCACCAAGUUGAAUCAUCAGUACUCCCAAUUGCUCUUGAGAAGGCUUGGGGUCUCUUCAAGAGCCUCCAACUCGAGAAGGUCGUUCCAGGCAAAGUUUCAGCCACUUCUUUCACUUCAGGAGGUCCAGGUCAACUUGAUUCAGUCAUUGAGAUCACCUACACUGAUGGUGCCAAGUGGGUCUUAAGAAUCAAUGAGCUCAGUGAGUUAAAUCAUUCAGUUGGCUAUCAAGUACUUACCACUGAGCCAAGCCACUCAGUUACCAGCAUUCUAGGCUAAAUCUUAUUGAAGUCUGUUUCAGAUGAGGGUCAUACCUUUGUUGAGUGGAUCACUGACUUCUCCAACGAUGCUGAUGCCACCGUUGUUACUGAUCAAAAGUACAAGAAGCUCGAGUUCUUCGCUGAGCUCAAGAAGAAUCUCUCAUCUCAAUGA
Molecule: messenger RNA, 474 nt
Organism: Stylonychia lemnae
Lineage: Eukaryota; Ciliophora; Spirotrichea; Sporadotrichida; Oxytrichidae
Source: the annotation of a GenBank genome assembly